ACACAGGAAGAGGAACUGUGCACGCGGUGACUCGCCGGGACGCAGCCCGCUGCUCGUCUGGGCCCCGCCGGAGAGACGAUAACCCCACUGCGGGGUGCGAGGAGCGGAGAGCUGCCCUGCGUGAGUCAGCCCAGGGUCGAGGUGGUGCCUCUGGGGAUGGCUCACGCUCUGGUUCAGAGCCAGGCCCACGGCGCGGCUGCUCGUGGGGCUGAGGAACCCCAGUGGGAGCAGGGCUGGAGGAGACGCAGGGCCCCGCGUGUGCGCGGGGAGGUAAUGUGGGACGCAUGCGGAUCUGCUCCGAAAUACCCAGCCUUCCCCCAGCCUGCUUUGGUGCGGAGGGAUGGGUGCACAGGGUCACCGGCGCCUGGCGCUGACGGAUUAUGUUGCAGCUGAGCUUUUUUGGGAAGGGCAGAGUUCUCUGAGUUCACAUGUGCCUGUUGCCUGUGAUCUCUUGCUGCUCCCGUGGGCUCCCUCCCGUUCUCUUUCCUUGGAGAUUGCAAGGAAGGGCCGUGCCUCUGGGGCUGCACUGGGGUUUCCACCUGUAAAUUAACCCCUCGAGUAGGGGUGCAACGAGGCCUUCUCCCAGCUGCAGGGAGCUAGCGUUCAAUCAGCUCUGUGAUUUGGUGCAGCCUGUGCGAUCACAGAAGUCCCUCGGGCACCUUAUCCCCAGCACCCCUUGUUGUGAGGGGUUCUGUGCAGUUUACCAGCCAGCAUCCCAACCUUACCGACACCCAGCUUCAGGUCUGGGCCCUCCUCUCCUCUCCACCCUGAACACCAUCUUGCCACAAGCAAGCAGCAUCACAGGAGAACAUGUGCAGAUCCAAGAUGAAGCCUCCAUCUGGGCAAGGCAUAAGGCUGGCGUGCCUUCUCGGCUUGGCUUCCCUCUGCCUUCCCACCCCGCUCUGGGAGGACCGAGACUCCCUCAUGCAGGAGGAGGAAGCCAGACUGACAGGUGGCAAUUUGGUGCUGAGCACCCAGGAGCAGCAGCUCAGCAUGAAGCUCAUCAGCCUCAAGAAGAAGGAGGUCGCCGCAGCCUUGAACACGGGGCAGUUCCCUCCAAGCAUGCACUUCUUUCGGGCAAAAAGCCUCAUUGAGCAGAGCGCAGUGUUCAGCAUCCUGAAGCGCAUGCCAAAAGGCGCUGUCCUACACCUGCACGACUAUGCCAUGCUGAGCGUGGACUGGCUGGUGUACAAUGCUACCUAUCUCCCUGACUGCUACAUCUGCUUCACCCAAACGGGCACUGUUCGGUUUCGCUUUUCCAAGCCUCACCCUCCUCACCCAGUGCCGGCCCAGUGUUCCCAGUGGGUUUUGCUGGAGACUUACCGAAAACAGCUGCGCAACGUGACUGAGUUCGAUCACAGCUUGCUGAGGAACUUGACCCUGGUGACGGAUGCCCCGGAGCUGGCCUACCCUUCCCAAGCUUUCAUCUGGAAAAGGUUUGAAGAAGUCUUUCUCAUCGCUUCUGGACUUAUCUGCUAUGCACCUGUGUUCAAGGCCUAUUUCUACCAGGGGCUGCUGGAGCUUUAUGAGGAUAACAUACAGUAUGUUGAGAUAAGAGCUAUCCUGCCUGCGGUGUACGAGCUCGACGGCACUCAGCACAACAAGUCCUGGUCGGUGGCGGCGUACCAGGAGGUGAGCAGGCGGUUUGUGCAGGAGCACCCCGAUUUCCUCGGAGCAAAGGUUAUCUUCGCGGCACACAGGAUGCUGAAUGUUUCCCAGAUUAAAGAAACCAUCAUCACUGCCAUGGAACUCAGAGCCCACUUCCCAGAUACCCUGGCAGGCUUCGACUUGGUUGGCAAUGAGGAUGAAGGUCAUUCUUUAUGGGAGUUUAAGGAUGUCCUGACCAUCCCAUAUUCCCUGAGGGCUAACCUGCCUUACUUCUUCCAUGCUGGAGAGACAGACUGGCAGGGCACCUCUGUAGACAACAAUGUGCUGGAUGCUCUGCUACUGAAUACCAGCCGGAUUGGCCAUGGACUUGCCCUCACUAAACACCCAGUAGCCAAAAAUUUGUCUCUGAAGAGGGAUAUUCCUGUAGAAGUCUGUCCCAUCUCCAACCAGGUGCUGCUGUUGGUGUCUGACUUGCGGAGCCACCCCGCAGCCAGUCUCAUGGCUGAAGGGCACCCUGUUGUGGUCAGCCCUGACGAUCCCUCUAUCUUUGGGGCAAAGGGUGUCUCCUAUGACUUCUACGAGGUGUUCAUGGCCAUUGGAGGGAUGAAUGCUGACUUGAGGACUUUGAAACAACUUGCACUCAACUCCAUAAAAUACAGUGCCAUGCUACUGGAUGAGAAAGCCAAGGCCAGAGAGGUCUGGCAGAAAAAAUGGGACCAAUUUGUGGCUGAUCUCACUGAUAGCUCGUUGAUGGAGCUUUAGAAGGGAGGAUAACCAUCUCGGAAGGCAUUUGGCAAGCCGGAGAAAGCCAGGCUUGUUGCUGGGAGGCAGCCUGCUUCUUCCACGUGACUUGAGCAGAUGAAGGAACCCCUACGUCUCAGCCAGCCCUGACAAUGUGGUUAAGCUGAGCUUAAUGCUAGGAAUGAGCUCCACUAUCCUGGGGACCUCACAGCCCAGAAGUAAAAUGAAGCAGAGAGCCUCUGUAACAACACCAGCAGAGUACGCCACUCACAAUAGUCAAAACAAUUAAAAGUUGCCGAUGACCAAAUCCUGACAUCCUUAUUCAGGAAAAACAUGCCUUCUAAUUAGACUUAGUGGGUCACUGCCAACAUGAGGAUCCCUGAAUUUUGCCUUAUCGUUACAAAAUGCAGACCUUGUCCAGAAACAGCUAAGACAAACAUCCAGCCAUUUGGGCCACUGACCUUCGGGAGAGCAAGGACUGAAAAUGACUUGUUAUGUUUAACCCUGGGCCUGCUGCCAAAAUAGCACUGCUGGGUGGAAGAACCAGUCGUAGGUUUGACGUCUGCUAUUUCAGGACCUACCAUGGCUGGAAACAAGCAGAUGGAACCGUGCAAAUGUUCCAAGACCGUGUAAGCUUGGUUGCACAGAGAUCAGAAGGACAAAAAGGGGUGCCUCAUUUGCCCGUGGUUGUUUUCUUUUCUCUUCCCUGCAGAAUCCUUUCCUGUCUUCUGGUCACAGGGAAGCUAAACACUUUUCACCUGAGAAAACCCACCCUGGCUUCCCAGAUCCUGUUUGACUAAACACUCAUCCUGCCCAGCAAUGUGUUAACAUAGGCUCUGAAGUUAUAGGAAGUGCCUUUUGAUAUCAAGGGGUCCCACUACUGGCCUUUGUUGCCUUAUUCAGCCCAUUCAUCUUGGUGAUAUUCACCUUGGUGAGAACCAAUCGCAUACUGAGCAUAUCCAAUAUGUUCACUUGGACCUUCGCAGUAUUUUCACCAAAACUUAUUACAACAGCUACACAGCAAAUUGUGCCUAGACAAGUGGACUCCCUUAGUUAACAAGCUCAAAAAUAUCAGGGAAAGAACUAGUUUCAUGGAGAUCAAAAAAAUCUUCAUCAGGAUGCUCAAUAAAUCCAGCAAAAUCCUUGAGUACACACAUCCCAGGAACAAGCCAGGAUCAACCAGCAUCUCUCUGGCAUUAGCACAACUGUUGUGGUUUACAGCAGCCAAGGGAGAUCUUAUAAAUGUUCCUUCUGAAAGGUGCCUCCUCCUCAGAGCCCAAGACUUGAGUGGACUGUUCUUUCCUGAUCUGACCAGCUUGGGCAAAUUGGCUCCCUUUAAGCAUCCUGCUAAUUGUCCCAAGCUGCCUGGUUGUUGUUUAUUUCCUCUAACCUUGGCUAAAGCACCUUAGCAGGAGACAAAUAUAUUCACUACAGAAGCGGA
Messenger RNA from Gallus gallus (chicken), 3790 nucleotides. It is a transcript of the gene CECR1, whose product is annotated as cat eye syndrome chromosome region, candidate 1. NCBI's taxonomy places the organism in Eukaryota, Metazoa, Chordata, Aves, Galliformes, Phasianidae. The record is from RefSeq and is a predicted model, not a curated record. Gene Ontology annotation, biological process: inosine biosynthetic process; adenosine catabolic process. The transcript is spliced from 10 exons. The coding region runs from base 811 to 2370 and encodes 519 amino acids. Gene Ontology annotation, molecular function: adenosine deaminase activity.